Molecule: messenger RNA, 1023 nt
Organism: Symbiodinium pilosum
Lineage: Eukaryota; Dinophyceae; Suessiales; Symbiodiniaceae
Source: the annotation of a GenBank genome assembly
UGGCAAAUGGCCCUUCAGCUACUACUGGACAUGCAUAGGGCAAACAUCGAUGCUGAUGUCAUCGUCUACAGCAGCGCCAUCAGCGCCUGCAAGGAAAGCGGUCAGUGGCCGGUUGCGCUGAAGCUUCUGGGGGACAUGUGGAUCAUCCAGCUUACGCCCAAUGAGAUGAGCUACAACGGUGCCAUCAGCUCUUGUGAGACGGGCGGGAAGUGGGAAGUGGCAAUCUACCUUCUGCGGCAAAUGCUGGAGCAACAGCUGGUUCCUGGCAUCAUUACAUACAGCAGUGCCAUCAGUGCCUGUGGAACUGGCAGGGAAUGGCAGCGUGGCCUGAAAUUAUUUGAAGAAACCCCCAGCAAGCGCGACGUCAUCAGCUACAACAGCACUAUCACAGCUUGUGAAAAAGGAGGAGAGUGGCAGUUGGCUCUCCAUGUAUUGUUAAGCAUGCAAGGCGAAGUAUUGCCAGAUGCAAUCUCUUACAACAGCGCCAUCAGUGCUUGUGAGCGGGGAGGGAAGUGGCAGAUCGUCUUGAAGCUCUUGGCUUGCGCAGUUGCUGCCGUUCACCCUAGCGUGAUAACGUACAACACGGCCAUCGCUGCCUUUGCCGAGGCCUCGCACUGGCUGCUGUGCUUGCAGGUCCUUGCUGAGAUGAAAGCAGCUGAAGUGGAGCCAGACGUCAUUACUUACAACAGUACUAUUGUCUCAUACGACAAGAAAGGCCAGUGGGAAGCAGUGUUGGACCUUCUUCGAGUCAUGGAUUCAGAAGAUAUGCUGCCGAAUGUCAUAACUUUUUCCAGCGCCCUCAGUGUUUGUGAAAGAGCGGCGCGCUGGCAGCUCGCUCUUCAGCUGCUGGCGAACAUGCAAAGCAAAGCCCAAGUUACACCCAAUGUCACUUGCUUCGACAGCGUGAUCGGCGCAGCCAGCGCGACCGCUGAGGCCUUGCCACAGCUACCGGUUCUGUUCAGGCGACUCCAACUGCUCCAGGAGGACUGGCGGACCUGGUCCCUUGUGCGGGGUUGCGAGUAA